Molecule: messenger RNA, 1017 nt
Organism: Penicillium malachiteum
Lineage: Eukaryota; Fungi; Ascomycota; Eurotiomycetes; Eurotiales; Aspergillaceae
Product: NADP-dependent oxidoreductase domain-containing protein
Exons: 3
Coding region: 1-1017 (338 amino acids)
Cellular component (GO): cytoplasm
Source: RefSeq, a predicted model, not a curated record
AUGCCAAUUCCAACUCGAGCUCUUGGCCUUGGUGGUCCCCAGGUCCCUGCUAUUGGGUUUGGCCUGAUGAGCAUUGGGGGUACAUAUGGAUCUGCUGGCUCCCUUGAUGAAAAGGUCGCCGUCUUGGAGCAUGCUCAUGCCACAGGUCAGUGGUUUUGGGAUACCGCUGAUUUGUAUGCCGACAGUGAGGAUAUUGUCGGCGAAUGGGUCAAGCGCUCGGGCAAUCGUGAUGACAUCUUUCUUGCUACGAAGUUUGCCAUCCAGAUGGACGCCAACUAUAAAAUCACAAUCCGGUCGGAUCCGGAAUAUGUGAAGCUUGCCUGUGAGAAAAGCCUUAAACGACUAGGUGUUGAUGUGAUCGAUUUGUAUUACUGCCAUCGGGUAGAUGAAGUCACCCCCAUUGAGAAGACCGUGGAAGCCAUGGUGGAACUGAAGAAUGAGGGAAAAAUUCGAUACCUUGGUCUUUCCGAAGUGUCAGCAGCCACUCUCCGUCGCGCCCAUGCUGUCCACCCUAUCACCGCUCUACAGAUAGAAUACAGUCCCUUCGCUCUCGACAUUGAAUCGCCCAAGGUCGACCUCCUCAACACUUGUCGUGAGCUGGGUAUUGCAGUCGUUGCAUACAGUCCCAUUGGACGAGGUCUUCUGACGGGACAGAUCCAGAAGUUCGAGGAUAUCCCGCAAGACGACUUUCGUCGGAUCUUGCCUAAAUACCAGCCAGAACAUUUCCCUAAGAUCCUUGAGCUGGUGGAAGGUCUAAAGAAGGUGGCUGAUGCGCAUCAAGCUACACCCUCGCAGGUGACACUUGCAUGGUUGUUGGCCCAGGGCCCUGAAAUCAUUCCGAUCCCGGGCACUCGGUCGCCUCAGCGGGUGGAUGAGAACACCAAUGCUGCACUGAUUAAGCUCACUGAUGAGGAGGUGCAGACUAUUCGACAGCUUAUUCAGCGUACUGAGGUUGAAGGGGAUCGGUAUACAUCAGGCAUGGGUAUUAACUGGGUUGCUGAUACACCACCACUGUGA